Messenger RNA from Vigna umbellata (rice bean), 1020 nucleotides. NCBI's taxonomy places the organism in Eukaryota, Viridiplantae, Streptophyta, Magnoliopsida, Fabales, Fabaceae. The record is from RefSeq and is a predicted model, not a curated record.
UCCAAAGAACUGAGAACUUUUAACAAUCUAGGAGCAUCUUUCAAACAUCCAAACCCACAUGGAGUCACAAGACUUUUAAUGUCUAUACUUUCCAUUCUAUGUUUUUGACAAUCACAAAUUUCAACUCAGGUCACCGGAAAAUGAAUGGGUAUUUCGUAGCCGUUUAGGGAUGAAGUCGGUGUUAUUUUGGAGACAAAAAGAGAAGAGAGGGUGAAGAGAGAAAGAGAGAGUCGUAGAAGCGUGGAGAAGAGAGAAGCGACAGUGAAUCGAGGUUAGAAUGGCGAGUGAGGAUGAUGCAGUGAAGAAUGCAAUGAUAGUUGAUGCUCGGGCUAGAAACAUUAGUCACAAUGUGAGGUGCACGGAGUGUGGAAGUCAAUCCAUUGAGGAUUCUCAAGCAGACAUUGCCAUUUUGCUCAGAAAGUUAAUUCGUGAUGAAAUUCGGGCUGGAAAGAGUGACAAGCAAAUCUACAAAAAGCUUGAGGACGAUUUUGGAGAGACUGUACUCUAUACGCCCAAGUUUGAUAUGCAGACAGCAGCUUUGUGGUUAUCACCUGUCUUAAUUGGUGCUGUAGCUGCAGGAGGAUGGGUUUACAAGAAGCAUAAACAAAAGACUAAUGUCCAUAUCAUGGCUCUGGAUCUUGUCAGAGGUGUUUCAUUGACUCCAAAAGAGAAGGAGACAAUGCUUGAUAUUCUUACGCCACCUCCUUCACAGGGAGCUAGAACACCUUUCUGGUGGAGGAGAUGGCAAGGCCAAUGAUCACGUUGACCAUCUACUAUUAUGACUUGAAGAAAACCUUUAAUGUGGUACAUGUUUGUGACUAUAAGUAAGUUUCACUUUGAUGUUAAUUCGCAAAUUUUCAAGCUUGGUAUUGUAUUACCUCCUUGGAUAGAACCUAGUUUGAAUCAAUAAAAAAACAUAAUUGGAAUGUGUCUUAAUAAAUAUUUGGUUUAGAGAUGGAUAGAAUUUAUUUUAUAUCAUUGAACAUAAUUGAAAUGGGUGCGAAAAAUAAUUUCAACCAU